Messenger RNA from Kwoniella mangroviensis CBS 8507, 1689 nucleotides. RefSeq lists its product as uncharacterized. NCBI's taxonomy places the organism in Eukaryota, Fungi, Basidiomycota, Tremellomycetes, Tremellales, Cryptococcaceae. The record is from RefSeq and is a predicted model, not a curated record. The transcript has 7 exons. Gene Ontology annotation, molecular function: protein binding. The coding region runs from base 1 to 1689 and encodes 562 amino acids.
AUGUCCCCUGCACAGGCGCUCGCCGAUUCGAUUUCAGCUCUUCAUCCGAAUACCGAUCAAUCACACCCGACCUCAUCCUACACUGCGACACCCGCCAUGAUCGCUUCGUCAUCCAAAACGAGGGAACAAGAUCCCUCGCAUUCAAGCUACGAGAUACCAUACGACCAAGCAUCGUCCAUUAGCUCUUCAAGCUUCUUAUCUCCUAUCACUCCCCAGGUGCAAUCACCGCUACUCAGGGCGCCAUCAGAGAUCAUACAGAAAGUCCUCUCAACAUCAGGUGGAGAAGAAGUACAUGCAAUCGCUUCAGCCGCUAAAGUAUGUAAGGAGCUGAGGUCGAUGAUAUAUGAGAACCCAGAUCAAGCACUAUGGCGCCAGGUCCUUGUGCAGCAUUACGAUGAUCCCCGUACAGCAGCAGCGUUCCCUGUACCCAGAUCAUCGUCAAGUAUAAAUUGGAAGAAGAACGUGCAGCAUAGGGAGCGGGUCAGGAGGAUAUUCAGUGAUUGGGCAGAAGACAAGCUGAAUCAGGUGAAACAGCAUAUUGACCUAAUUAUACCAACCCUACUGAACAUGUACCUCGACAUAUCCCCAACAACCCCAUCCUCUGAUCCAAGUACAGCGGAUGAUUCCCCCAAUUCCACUCUUCUAUCCACCUGGCUCCGCUCCUCGUUAUUCAAACACAUUUACGAAUCGCAAUACUUCACCGAACCCGAGCCCACCACCUCCUAUCAACUCCGAUCAUCGCCCAAACGAAUCAAGAGGAAAACCGUCGAAUCGGUGAUAUCCCAACUACAUUGCUUGAUACCGCCAGCGUACGACGAUGACACAAGGGAAGACAGAGAAUGGAGGGGUUUCAUGAGGCGGACUGUCUACAAUGCGAAGAAUUUCGAAGAGGAAAAUGAUUAUGGGCCUUUCACGCCGGAUGGGAAGGUGAAUUGGGAACUGAUCGAUGCGAUAAGCUCGGUUAUGAUGUGCAACGCCCAAGAGCUGAUCAAGGGCGAUCCUACCGCGUGGCUACCUGCUGUACAACCCCUAUCGUACGGCGUAGAACCAGUAAGAGGAUGGGGAUACACUGAUCUGAAAAGACCGGAUAGUCUUGCCGAUGGGCAGGUCUGGGAUUGGGCAGGAAUAGAAGGGACAUGGUGUGGAUGCUAUGCAUUCAUGGAUUACGUUGAUUGGGUAGCGCUGAACUACCCUCAAUCAGCAUUCCUUCAUCGCCUCAGCUCCGAGAUCGACCUUUCGCUGUAUCACGAAGCGUUAGGUGAUUUAAUGCAGUUGGACCUGAAAAUCUGCAAUGACCCCUACAGCAGUAAUCCUAGAGAAAACAGGUGUGAAUAUCACGAGUUCACUACCGACAGAUUCCCUCAGCCUUUACCUUCCAUGGAAACUGAUUUACCAACAUCAAGCCUUCUUCCUCCGCUCUAUUUCCAUGGCUCAUCCGUGCCCUACGCAGGUGGAGAAGCUCCCCCCUUACCUCAAAAUGCAAUCAGAGGUGUGGUGACACUGACGGCGGACGAUCCACCUCAGGUCAGAUGGACCAUGAUCAUAAGGUAUAGAAACGAGGAUAGAUGGAGGCUAGAGUGUGUACAAGUGGGAGGAAGAGGUUCGAAGAGGGGCUUUUUUGGGAUCUGGUCAGACGCCUCGAGGGGUGAACAAUCACCUUGUGGACCGGCUUGGUACUGGAAGGUCUAG